CUAAUUAGUGAUUUCAACAUGCAUGUCUUUCUUCCGAUCCCGUCCACCUCUUCUCCUCGUGCUCGUCGCCAGCGACAGCGUGCGUCCCACUCCCACCCGACGCAUCUCUUCUUGCUCGGUCCUCUCCUCAGGAUCCUCCAUCGCGGGGAGCUCCGCAGGUCAGAACCCGAAUCCUGCAGCAACCGCCUUCAACCGAUGCUUCUGGCGGACUUGGGUGUUCUUCCCAGCCAUGUCACGGAUCGGAGAUUCGAUGCCGAGGGAGCGGUCUGUCAAUUCAACAAGUCAUUCAAGGAAGGCUGAUGCGAAUGUGAGUGGUACACCACAUGACACUGCCAAACAUUGCCACGGUGAAGAGUUGGGAAACAUAGGAGGACAACUUUGCAAGAAUGAUGGCCACUCCUUCAAGGAGAGCUGCAGUAUCACAAAUUCUGAAGUCCUCACCAGAGUGAAAUGGUCAGAAGAGGAAAAUAAGAUGCUCACUCAAAUGAUCAACAAACAUGGGCUGAAAAACUGGCAAACUGUCGCACAUGCUAUACCUGGCCGAAGUGCACCACAAUGCCGACAAAGGUGGAGAUACAAAAUAGACUCUGCAAUAAACAAGGAGGCAUGGUCGGAACAAGAGGAGUUGAGACUGAUUCGUGCUCAUCAAAUCUAUGGAACUAAAUGGCGUGAGAUGGUCAAACAUUUUCCUGGGAGGACGAAUGGUGCAAUCAAAGAAUAUUGGAGAGGUCCUAUGAAAAGAAAAUUAAAUUCAUAUUUAUCGUCAGGUUUGCUUGAACAAUUUCCAGACAUUCUGGAAAACCUGUCAGGCACACAGAAUAAUAGUUUGGAUAUUCUGAAGGGGACUAAAGUUUCUGAUAUUCUGAAUGAUACUGAAGGUUUGUCCGAGAGAAAUGAAAUGCCGUCAGCUGUACCAAGAAUUUCCAUAUCUGAACUAGGCUUCACAGAAAUAGGUGAAAAUGCUGAUGUACCAGGGGGAGAAAGUGCAGAUUUCAUGUAUGCUAGAGUGGCAUCAGCCAAAGCCCCUGAAAACAUAAUCGCAAGAUCUGAGCAGCAUGCGAAAACCAGGAGGAAGUUGGAUUUAUUGUCAAGCCCAGUGGAACUCAAGUCAUCCAGUCAUGAAGUAAAUUCUCAAAGGCCUCUACAGCAAAGGGAACAAAUGAGUCCAGCUGUUGGUGGUGUCUCUCCAUCAAAUGGAUGCCAUGAUGUUUUACCAAAAAUCCCAUCAAAAUGUGCAAAGCCGGUUUUAUCACCAACUGGUAGCUACCAACCCAGUGAUGUUCAUUCUGCGGAAACCUCAGAUCCAUGUUCAUUAGAGCUAGACAUAUCAGAUCUUAUGGAAAUGUCAUACUUUGAUAACUUGUUGAUCUUUCCUCCUGGUUCUCCCCCUGAUGGUAACUCAAUGUAAAACGAGGAAAGUGACAAUGACCAAAAUUACAACCUCAGUUAUAUUCACUUGCACACUUUUGGCAAAAAAGGUGAUGAGCUAAACUCACUGUUACUGCCAUCGUCCUGUAAACUGACAGUUCCUGUAUCAUUUAGAUGAAAAUCUUUAGCCGAACAAAAGGUACAAUGAUAUUCAUGUCAUAGUCACUUGUUUGAAGCA
This is a messenger RNA of Hordeum vulgare subsp. vulgare (domesticated barley), 1606 nucleotides long. RefSeq names its product transcriptional activator Myb-like. The transcript has 8 exons. Gene Ontology annotation, cellular component: nucleus. Gene Ontology annotation, biological process: regulation of DNA-templated transcription. The record is from RefSeq and is a predicted model, not a curated record. The coding region runs from base 23 to 1408 and encodes 461 amino acids. NCBI's taxonomy places the organism in Eukaryota, Viridiplantae, Streptophyta, Magnoliopsida, Poales, Poaceae. Gene Ontology annotation, molecular function: DNA-binding transcription factor activity, RNA polymerase II-specific; RNA polymerase II cis-regulatory region sequence-specific DNA binding.